AUGAAAAGAAAAAGUAGUUACCAUCAGAACAAUAAUAAAUAUGAAGCUAAUGAAAGUUCUAAUAAAUAUGAUGAAAAAGUAAAAAGUAAACACAGAGGUUCAGAUAUAAUAACAGUCAAUGAUAAAAAGAAAGACGAUGACAGUUAUAAAAAGAAAGACGAUGACAGUUAUAAAAAGAAAGACGAUGAUAGUUAUAAAAAAAAAGAAGAUGAUAAAAAAAGCUCCAAAAAAUAUGAACGUAAAAAUGAUAGUACAUAUGAAAAUCGAAAAAAUCAUGAAAAAAAAGAUGAUGAACAUUCAAAAAAUGACAACAACAACAACAAUAAUAAUAAUAAUAAUAAUAAAAGAUAUGAACAUAAAAGUUAUGAUGAAGAAAAAAGUAAAAAAAAAUUAAAAACUUAUGAUAAAUAUGACGAGAAAAGAUAUUCUAGAAAAAGAAGUAGUGAUAAUAGAAGUGAUUAUUAUUAUAAAAAAUAUGAAGAAAAAAGAAAAGGAAAAAAUACAAAUAAUCAUGAUAAAAAAUAUGAUGAUAAUACUUAUAAUACAUUAUAUGAAAGAAAUUCAUAUGAUAGAAAAUCAUCAAGUUAUAAAUAUAAAUCAAAACAUAGAGAUGUAUCACAAAUUAAUAACAAAAGAAUGAGUAAUAAAUAUAAUGAGAAUUAUUAUUCAGAUUCUUCAAAUGAUAAAUAUUCAACUCGUUAUAGUAAAAAAGAUUUGUAUGGGAGAAAUAAAAGUAGUAGAAGUACUAGUAGAGGCAAAUCGUAUAACAAUAAAUACAGUAGAAAAAGUAUUGAGGGAAUCAAAAAAAACAAACAAGCAAGUUAUAGAUAUGAUGAUAAAAGAGAUAGUCACUUAAACAAUUAUUAUCCUAAUCAUAGUAAUGACAUGAAAAAUGCUCCUCCUGAUGAUACUAAUGAUGAUCAUGAAAAUGAUAAUAGUUAUUAUUAUAAUGAAUAUUAUAAGGGAAAUAAUAAAGCUCGGGAUAGGAAACCAUUAGGGGGAAAUGAAGAUGAUACCAAAGAAGAAAGAGAACAAAAUGAAGAAAGAAAUGAUGAACAACAAGAAGAACGAAAAGUACAAAAUGAUUACGAUGGAGAUUAUAUAUCUGAAUCUUAUCAAUAUAAUAAUAAAUAUGAUUAUAAAAAAAAAGGUUAUGAAAAAGAAAGAAGAAAUAAAACAACGUACGAAGAAGAAAAUGAUAAAGAUUAUGAAAUAGAAGGAAAUGUAGAUAAGGAAUAUACAUCUAAAAUAUAUCAUUCAAAUAAAAAAGAUAAUUAUAAAAAUAAAAAUUUUAAUAAUGUACCUUAUGAUCAGAAAAUGAGUAAUAGAAAAAAUAUAAAAUCUAGAGAUAAUAAUAAUAAUAAUAAUAAUAAUAAUAUUAAUAAAAUGAAAAACACAAAGAAUAUGAAAAAUGUAAAUGGACCCAAUAAUAAUAUGUUAAAAGGAAAUAUACACGAUGAUAAUAAUUUUAUGUAUUAUAAUAAAAUGACUGGAGAACAAGAAAUGAACACUAAUCAAAAUUAUAUGGAUAGUAAUGAGGAUAAUUAUAUAGAUGGUAAUACAAAUAAUAAUUUCAAGAAUCAUACAAAUAAUCAUAUGAUGGGUAAUAUGAACAAUUUUCUUAAUUCUAAUAAACCAAAUAAUAAUAUGAAUAAUACAACAUUUAAUAUGAUGAAUUAUAAUAAUAGUAAUCAUAUGGGUGCACAUACAUUUAAAAAUAAUAUGUAUAAUGAAGGAUCUAUAAAUUUUGUUAAUACACAUUCUAUUAAUAAUAACAUAAAUAUGAUACCACCAGAUGAUCAGAAGGAUUUUUUUAAUCCUAUAAAAAAAAAUAAUAAUCUACAAAGUACGCACAUAGAUACUAAUAAUAAUAUCAUACCACCUCCACCAAGUACAGAUAAUAGAUUUUUUAAUAUUAAUAGAAAAAGUUUGUUAUUAAUUCCAAAUGAUAAACAAAUGAAAAUUAGUAAUAUGAGUAAUACAACAGGUAUGCCAUAUAAUCAUGUUAAUAUGAUGAACAAGCCAAACAUGAUAAAUAAUCCAAAUAUGAUAAAUAAUCCAAAUAUGAUAAAUAAUCCAAAUAUGAUAAACAAUUCAAAUGUUAUAAAUAGACAAUCUCAAGUUUCACUUCUGAAUAAUACCUUUACUGAAUUUGAAAUGAAAGAUAAAAAUAUAGAAAAUAGUAACUUGAACAAUGCACCAAAUAUAAAUAUUACUUCAAAUAAUAACAUCCCCCCCCCACCAGAUACAGAUAUAAAUAAGAACAAGAUGAUUGCUCCCCCACCUUAUGCUGGCGAUAAUACAUCAUCUGUUAAUCCACAUAUCCCAAAUUUUCAUAGCGGUGUAAUAAAUAGAAAUUCGAUAUCACCUAUCUACCCCACACCAAUAAGAAGUAAUAAUAUGAUAAACAAUAAUAUGAUGAAUGCUGAUGGUACGGUGUUACCUGCAAAUAUGAAUCAUCCUAAUACUAUGCUGAAUGUAACAAAUAAUAUGAUGGUGAGUGCUCAUCCUAUGAAUAAUGAAAUGAAGAAUAUGUCAUUUAAUAAAAAUAUGAAUAUAUCAAAAACAACAAAUAAUAAUGUGGUUCUUACGAAAAAUGUAAAUAGUUUAAUGAAUAUCCAAAGGGAACCCCACAUAAAUACAUAUAAUAAUCCUUUAGGUUUUAAACCUUUGAAUUAUGAUGACCCAAAUAAUAUUCCUAUAAAUUAUGAUGAAGGUGCAUGGUUUAAUAAUAACCAAAUGAAUGGUACUAAUAAUAAUAUGUAUCAUAUGAAUGAUAAUGUUUUGAAACCUAAUGAAGACCUUAUUCGUAUGAGUGGAAUAAAAGACAAUAAUAAUAAUGAAGAAGAAGAAGAAGAAGGAAAUGAGAAAAAAGAAAAAGAUAAUAAAAAUAUGUUCAUACAAACACAUCAUCAUAAUAAGGAUGAAUUAUUAUCAAAUCGAAAUAAUUUUAUGAAUAAUGAAAAGAAAGAAUUAACAAAAGAAGAAAAAUUACAUGAAUGGUUAGAAUAUGAAUUAACAAAUCAAACAAAUAUUAUAUCUGAUGCAAUACAUUUAAUGCCCAUAUAUCUGACAAAAAAUAAAAUAGUACCAUGUAAUAAUGAUAUUAUGUUAAAGAACAAAAGUAGUCAUAAUAAAAAAUAUCAAAUAAUAAAUAAAGAGUUAAUAAAUAAAAUAAAAAAUAAAGAAAAAGAAAACUAUUUUCAAGAUAUACUAAAUAAUAUGAAAUAUACACAAAAAGAUGAUUUUUUAUUUAAAGAAAAAAUGUCAUAUAAAUUUAUAGAACUGCAAACUAUUAAUUCAAUGGAACAAUCAAAUAAAUAUAUAACAUCUAAAAUGAACAGAACGAAUAAUCAUAAAAGAACAAACCAUAUGGUACUUAUGGUUGAUGACCAAAAUUGUUUGGAGAAAUUAAGGAAUCAUAUUUUAUCAAAUAAUAAUCCAAAAAAAAAGAGUCCUAAACAAAAUGGAAAAAGUAAUUAUAUUUUCAGAAAGGAGCAACAACAAGAAAAAGAUCAAGAGGAAAAAAAGGGAGAAGGAGAGGAAGAAGGAGAACAAGAGGAAGAGGAAGAGGAAGGGGAAGAAGGAGUUGAUGAAUUUUUAACCCAUUUUGCUAGUACGAAUGAAAAUUUAUUUACACAUGUUAAUUAUAACAACACAAAAGAUAAUGAUGUGACUUCAAAUUUGUCAGAUAGGUUAAAAGACGACAAUAAUAAUAAUGAUAAUAAUGAUAAUUAUAAUGAUAAUAAUAAUAAUAAUGAUAAUAAUAAUGAUGAUGAAAUAAAUGAGGGUAGUAAUAAUAAUUUCUUCUUAAAUCUUAUGAAAUCCAAAUUGAAAAAUCCAUUUUCUCUUUUAACAACAUUGAGCACAAAAAAUAAAGAAGAUACAGAGAAGAAAACAGAUAAUAUUGAUACAACAAAUAAUAUAGAUAAACACAAUUCCCCCAAUUCAAAAAAUAAUGACAAUAAUAAUAAUAAUAAUGAUGAUGUUAUCCAACAAAAUAAAAAUAUCAACGAUUUAUUAGAUAAAAAUAAUUUCAGCUAUAAACUUUAUUUACUCUCAUUAAUGCAAGACAAAAAUAAAAAUUUACAAACAGAACAAUUAAAUAACCCUGAUUUAAAUACAAAACAAAAAAAUAAAAAUUAUACACUCACGCUUAAAGACAAAAUAGACAUCUCUUCAAUCAAUUUAUUCUUUUUAAAUAAUUACACUAUCAGAUCCGAGGAUUGUAUUAAUACAUUUUAA
Messenger RNA from Plasmodium reichenowi, 4245 nucleotides. RefSeq lists its product as hypothetical. NCBI's taxonomy places the organism in Eukaryota, Apicomplexa, Aconoidasida, Haemosporida, Plasmodiidae. Bases 1 to 4245 code for a protein of 1414 amino acids. The transcript has a single exon. The record is from RefSeq and is a predicted model, not a curated record.